AUGAAUCCGCUUGUAACCUCAUUGCCAUUGCUCGUCUUAUUCUCUGAAAUAGCUGAUGCAUGUAUAGGUGGCGGAUGUUUCGCAGCUCGCGCACGAGCCGCAAGAACAUAUAAAGACGAUGCAGGCGUAGUGCACACCGUAACCACACAGGAACCUGAUGAACAUUUUUCAAUGUGUUGCUCACUUCUGGAUGUUCCGGAAAGCUGCCGUCACAUGUGCACAUUCGAGGGUUACAACACGUCAGCGAUUCAAUCUUCCUUGACAUUCAGCUUCCCAUGUCCCGCCACAGCACUCUCUCAAAUUCAGUUUUGUGCUGCUCGAGGUGAAGACCACUCGCAGUGCUGCCAAGCCGCAGGCAUUUCAUCACAGUGUCUCGUGUUUUGUGACCAGGUGAGUGGAAAUCUGUUAUGCCGUGGCGUUCUACGAUGCUACAGGUUUUUGUCUUAA
This is a messenger RNA of Cooperia oncophora, 447 nucleotides long. Lineage: Eukaryota; Metazoa; Nematoda; Chromadorea; Rhabditida; Trichostrongylidae. The record is from the annotation of a GenBank genome assembly.